ACGAACAGAGAGAAGGAGACAAAGUCUCGGGCCGAGGGAAGCACGCGCGCGCCGAUUUUUCGGGCGUGAUGCUGACGACUUGAAUCUUUUGCCGAAGAGGCGAGCGGCCGCCGCUAUACACACACACACACAUACGCAUCGAGGACUAGAUUUUAUUUUUAUUUUAAUUCUUGUUAUUGUUAUUAUUAUUGUUGUUGCUGUUGUUGCUGUUGUUGUUGUUGUUGUUGAUUUUGCAAUUGCCGUUUCAAUUGUGCCGAGGAGUGCGACGAGAUACACAGAGAGGACAGGAGUUGUUACCGAGGGGGCCUUUCGAAGAUUGGAUCAUCGAAGCGGCAAAGGUCAAGAAGAAUAGUGUUGUGCUUGUGCGCGGAAGAGGAUCGGCUGAGGGGCUGUUUUAUUUUUUUUAUUUUUGUUUUUUUUCAUCCGAUUUUCGUCACACUCGUAACACGCUCCAAGCUGGCUCGCUUGGGACACAGGCAGCACUAUGAAGCGCCAACAGUCAUGGGAUACGCAAAAACAGGAGUACACGCAGGAGCGUACCGAAACGCAGAUUACCAGGCAGCAGAUUACGCAGCAGAGAGUUCAAGGCGAGAUGAUCGUGCAAACCUCACCUACAUUGCCUGGAUUUUCGGGUAGACCAGGUGACCCAUCACCACCGGUGUUUGAGCAGAUUUUUAAGAAUGCCAGGUUUGCACAGGGUGGAAAUGCAAUCUUCGAUGGUCGCUUAAAAGGUAAUCCAAAACCUGUAGUGUCUUGGACUCACAAAGGCUCGUCCUUGAUCGAAACGCAAAAAGUUCGCAUGUCAUAUGACGAAAAAAGUGGAAACGUACGACUACAGAUAAAUCAAAUCGGACCGGGAGAUGAGGGAGAGUAUACUUGUCACGCGAAAAAUCAAUAUGGAGAAGCAAUUUGUUCAGUGUACAUUAAACCAGAAGGUUUUGGACCACCACCGCAACAAGGAAGCUUUAAAAAAGAAUUUCACAGUUACCAAAAGAUUAUUGACAACCAAUACUCAAAUGGUAGCAGCACUGAAGACUUUAAAGUUGAUACUUUUGAGUAUAGAAUUUUGAGAGAGACAGAAUUCCGCGAGUCAAUUACCCGUCGAUACGCGGGUGAGUCGGAUUCACAAAUUACAACUUCAGCCGAUCGACAACUUGGACAGGUUUCUCCACCUCAAAUUACACAGAAACCCAGAAAUUCAAAAAUUUCGGAAGGUUCGGAAGCGAUAUUUUCCGCUAGAGUAUCGGGAAAUCCGAAACCAAGGCUGACGUGGUUCAAAAAUGGCCAGCGCAUACGCGACUCACAAAAUAUUGAAACGACAUACUCAAACCAACAAGCACAACUGAAAAUCCGUAAAGUGACUACAGACGAUGGUGGACAUUACUCUCUUUUAUCGGAAAAUCCACAAGGUUGUACAGUUAGCUCAGCCUACCUUGCUGUUGAGUCGAACGAUCAGGUCGACCAUGUACCCAUCCAUACAACUGAAAGCACCAGGGAAGUCACAUCGACGUUCCAGUCUAGUACUCCUGUGGAGUCUCCUGACAGUAGCAAAAUUCUCGCACCGAAUUUCAUUCGCACUUGCGCCGAUCGCGAUAUCACCGAAGGAAAAAUGACGAGAUUUGAUUGCCGUGUAACUGGACGACCGUAUCCCGAAGUAACUUGGUACAUUAAUGGAUCUCCUGUCAACAACGAUGCAACCCACAAAAUUUUGGUUAAUGAGUCUGGCAGUAACUCUCUUAUGAUUACAAACGUCGACAGAUCUGACGGCGGAAUCGUUACGUGUGUAGCUCGUAACAAGGCCGGUGAAACGUCUUUUCAGUGUAAUCUCAACGUGAUAGAGAAAGAACAAGUCAUAGCUCCGAAAUUUGUUGAACGAUUCAUGACGACUACUGUUAAAGAAGGCGAACCCGUGAUUUUCUCUGCCCGAGCAGUUGCAGCUCCGUCACCUCGAAUCACUUGGCAAAAGGAUGGUAUACAAAUUAUGCCUGGACCUGACGUGCGCAUUAUGACAGAUGGCAGUGGAGCCUCUACUUUAGACAUACCGCGAGCUACAUUCAAUGAUGCAGCCUGGUAUCAGUGUACUGCGCAAAAUAUUGCAGGCUCUACUGCCACCCGAGCCCGCUUGUUCGUUGAAACUCUUAAGACAGCAGCUCCCGAACCACCAAGACGUCUAAACUUACCUCGACCGACGAGAGUCAUCGAACCUGAACCAAUACCUGACCCUGAAGUGAUACAUUUAAAACCGGUGGAAAGAACAAGACCAUACGUACCUCCAUCUGAAGAGGAACGUAUAUAUCCGCCACCACGCUUCAUUGUACCAUUACGUGAUUGUCAUCAAAUUGAAGGUGGUCGCAUUCACUUAGAGGCCAGGAUCGAACCGGUGGGAGACCCUACAAUGAGAGUGGAGUGGUAUUUUAAUGGACGAGCUUUAAGUGCAAGUUCCCGAGCAACGUCUAUCUUUCGUUUUGGUUUCAUUGCUUUGGACUUAAUAAGCAUUAUAAUGGAAGAUAGCGGCGAGUAUGUUUGCAGUGUAGUUAGCUCAACUGGAAUAGCAGAAUCUCGAGCCACUCUCAGUGUCACACCUCGUGCCACUAUCGAACAAACGAGUCAAAAUCCCGAAAGUCUUCGCUAUAUUCAACAUCUUGAAGAUUAUAAUAAGUAUCAAAGACAAGAAAGUAUGGAAGAAAUGUCUGCUCCGCGACCCGUUUUUAUCAAACCUCUCCAAGAUUUAGGCGAACUGCAAGAGGGUCGUAAUGCUCAUUUUGAGGCACAGCUGACUCCUGUUAGCGACCCUACCAUAAAAGUGGAGUGGUAUAAAGAUGGAAGACCUAUCACAGCUAGUUCUAGAAUCUCGACAAUCUUCAACUUCGGUUACGUCUCCCUUAAUAUUAUGCACCUACGGGCUGAAGAUGCAGGUUCUUACACAGUUCGAGCUUACUCACUACGUGAUUGCAACGGAACAGCCGAAGCUGUCAGUUCAGCCACAUUGUUCGUGCAAUCACGUACGAGUGUUACGAGUGAUCUAGGUAUUCCCGAGCAGCAACGAUACAUUGAAGCUACUGAGGAAUUGGAAGCUUAUCAACAAUCUACUCAUCAUAAGUAUAUUCAAGAGCCGCCUGAGCAGACAAUCCCACCGGUAUUUAAAACACCCAUAAAAGAUCAAAUUAAUAUUCGAGAAGGAGGAUUCGCACAUUAUGAAGCUCAACUCGAACCCGUCGGAGAUGCUUCACUCCGCGUCGAAUGGCUUAAAGAUGGACGUCCCGUCGAAGCUAGUUCACGAAUUACAACAUUCUUUAACUUUGGAUACGUUGCACUUACGAUAAAAUAUGUUACAAUUCAUGAUGUUGGAAUUUAUACGUGCCGAGCUUACAAUCGUUCUGGUGAAUCACAUACUUCAGCUCAAUUAAGUGUUAUUACCAAAGAUGAUAUAAUUUAUGAUAGUCAACAUCCCAGUGGAUUACAAAAAAUACAAAGUUUAGAAGACUCCAGCCGGUACUCGCGCAAAGUCGAGGAAGAACAGCAAAUUAGUCAGCCACCUAAAUUUUUAGGGCCUUUGAAAGGUACUAAUAAAAUUGUUGAAGGUCAAAGAGCUCAUUUCGAAGCUCGCGUGGAACCUCAAAGUGAUCUGUCGAUGAAAAUUGAAUGGUACCAUAAUGGCAAACCUAUCACUGCCGCAAACAGAAUCCAAACUUACCAUGACUUUGGUUAUGUUGCCAUUGAUAUUCUCCAAGUUCGACCAGAGGAUGCAGGAAAUUACGUAGUGGUUGCAAGGAAUAACUUAAGUGAAGCAAAAUUGUCGACUAAUAUGAUAGUUGAAACUCGCUCUAGCAUUGACACAAGUAGCAUGCAUCACGGUGCGUAUGAAAAAACACAACGUUUUGAAGAAUCCAAAUUUGUCGAACCACAAUACUACAUCGAAGAAAUUUCAAAAUCAAAGCCAAUUUUUAUUCAACCUCUCAGUGAUCCUCCACCAGUAAGUGAAGGUAAAAAUAUUCACCUUGAAUGUCGAUUAGAACCCAUGGGGGAUCCAACAAUGCGUGUUGAAUGGUUUCAAAAUGGCAGACCAGUUACUGUUGGCUCAAGAUUCCGGACAUACUACGAUUUUGGUUUUGUUGCACUUGAUAUAAUCCAUACAAGUGCCCUAGACUCGGGUGAAUACACAGCUCGUGCUACAAAUCACUUGGGAUCAGCACAUACUUCGGCAUGCGUUCGUGUUAUUGGUCGCUCAGAUGUAGUUACUGACACUCAAAACGAACAAUCUUUAGAACAAAUCCAAAUGCUGGAAGACUCAAGUAGAUACAGAAGAACUCAACAAGAUGAAGUAAUGGUUCAACAAGCUCCGCAAUUCACUCGACCACUCCAUAAUAUCGAAACCGUUGAAUUAACAAACGUUCACUUGGAAUGCCGUUUGCAACCUGUAGGUGAUGCAUCGAUGAGAGUUGACUGGUUUGUAAAUGGAAGACCAGUAAAAACAGGGCAUCGUUUUAGACCAUCUUAUGAAUUUGAUUAUGUAGCUCUUGACAUAUUGGGUGUUUAUCCCGAGGAUUCAGGAGUAUAUACGUGUCAAGCGAGUAACCAACUUGGUGAAGCUGUAACGUCAUGUUCUGUUAGAGUACACGCUAAAAAAGAUUUAAUCACGGAGUCUCAAAAUCCUGAAGGUCUUGAACGAAUUCAAUACUUAGAGGACGCCUCUAGGUAUAAAAGACACGAACUUGUAGAUGAAGUCGUGAAUAUUAAGCCCAAAUUUAUAACUCAUCCUAAAAGUCAAGAAAAUCUUCGAGAAGGACAACACGCCCACUUUGAAUGUAAGCUCGAGCCAGUGACCGAUUCCAAUUUGAAAGUGGAGUGGUACAAAAACGGUCGUCCAGUCACAAUAGGACACCGAUUCCGACCAAUUCACGACUUUGGCUAUGUCGCUUUAGAUGUGAUAGAUUUAAUUGCUGAAGAUUCUGGUGUUUACACUGUACGAGCUGUAAAUCUUGUCGGAAGUGACGAAGUUUCAUGUAAAUUGAGUUGCCGAUCCACAGCUCAAAUAUUAACAGACACACAAAAUGAAACAGGUCUUGAACAAAUUCAUUACCUUGAAGAUAGAUCAAAAUAUCAUCGACAAGAAGAUAUUGAAGAAGUUACAACUCAAGCACCAAUAUUUACUACUUCGUUGAAUAACGUAGAAAUUAAAGAAGGUCAGCGAGCGCACUUUGAAUGCAGAUUAAUUCCAGUAUCUGAUGCUACAAUGAAGGUGGAGUGGCUCCACAACAAUUUACCUGUAAAGGCAGGAUCACGAUUCGUUGAAACUAAUAGUUUUGGCUUUGUUGCUUUGGAUAUCAUGUAUGCUUACCCAGAAGAUGCUGGAACUUAUGUUUGUCUAGCGAGAAAUGCUAUUGGAGAAGCUAUUACUUCAGCAACCGCUGUAGUUCAUUCUAAAAAAUCUAUUUAUCUGGAGUCUCAAAAUGAAGAUGCUUUGCAGAAAGUCAGACAAUUGGAGGAUCAUUCUCGGUAUCAACGCAAAGUUUUACAAGAAGAAACAAGUGUAUCACAAGCUCCCGUUUUCACAAUGCCCAUCAAAGAUUUACAAGUUGCUGAAAAUCAAGCAGCGCACUUUGAAGCUCGACUUAUUCCUGUAGGAGAUUCAAGCCUCCAAGUGCAGUGGUUGCGGAAUGGUGUACCAAUUUUAGCCUCCAAUCGAAUUACAACAAUGCAUGACUUUGGUUACGUUGCUCUCAACAUGAAAUACGUAAAUCCAGAAGAUGCAGGAACUUAUACUUGUCGAGCUUAUAAUGAAUUGGGUGAAGCUGUUACAUCAGCCACAUUGUUUGUGCAAUCAAAAGCAGCAUUACAGUACGAAUCACAACACGAAAGUGCAUUAUCAAAACUCCAAGCACUAGAAGAUACGAGCAAAUAUCAAAAACGAAGUGAGGAAGAGAUUACUAUCACAGAAAAACCACGAUUUACAGUCCAACUAAAUGGACCAAAAAAUUUAGUGGAAGGUCAAAGCGCACAUUAUGAGUGUCGUAUCGAACCUUAUCCAGAUGCUUCCUUAAAAGUAGAGUGGUUCCAAAAUGGUAAACCACUUUCUACUGGACACAGAUACAGAACAGCAUAUGACUUUGGUUUUGCCUCACUUGAUAUACUCACAGUUUACGCUGAAGACUCUGGCACUUACACAUGCAAAGUAUCCAAAAAAGUAUCCAAUGAACUGAAUGAAGCUGUUACUUCAGCCGCAUUGGUUGUGCAACCUCGGGAUUCGAUCAUCAGUGAGACCCAACAUGAAGGUGCAUUAAAGAAGAUACAGUAUCUGGAGAGUGAUUCGCGGUAUCAACGUCAUGAUAAAGAAGAUGUAUUUAUUGCCGAAAAACCAAAGUUUGGAAGACCAUUGAAAAAUAUUGAACACUUGCCUGAAGGAAAGAAUGCACAUUUAGAAGCAACGCUGACACCCGUUAACGAUCCAACUAUGGUAGUUGAAUGGUUCAGAAAUGGAAAGCCUAUUCCUCAAGGACACAAAUUUAAAACAACAUAUGAUUUUGGAUUUGUUGCAUUAGAUAUUUUGUAUGCUUACCCAGAAGAUUCAGGAACGUAUAUGUUGAAGGCUUCAAAUGUUGUUGGAGAAGCUGUAACUACUUGUGUCAUAUCUGUUGAUUCUAAACAAAGCCUGUGUCUCGAUACGCUUGAUGCGCAACGUCUGGAAAAAAUUCGAGAGCUAGAAACGGUGGAGAUCAAGGAGGUAGCUGAACAAGAAAUUGUACAUCAAAAACCUGUUUUCCUUACACCUCUUAAUAGCUUGGAUCACCUUAAAGAGGGAGAACACGCUCAUCUAGAAUGUCGUGUGGAACCCAUUAAUGACGCCAAUUUAAAAAUAGAAUGGUUUGUGAAUGGAAAAGCUGUUAAAACUGGACAUCGCUUCCGAACAACUCAUGAUUUUGGAUACGUAGCUUUAGAUAUCUUGUACAGUUAUGCAGAAGAUUCGGGGACGUACAUUGCAAAAGCGUCAAACCUUGCAGGGGAAGCUGUUAAUACAUGUACUAUUAAAGUUGGAUCUCACCGAAGUCUUAUAUUCGACACUCAACAUCCUGAUGGGUUGGAAAAAAUUAGAGAAUUAGAAGCUCAAGGUCGUCCAACAAGACUAGAAAUCGAAGAACCUCCAGUAUUCCCACCAAGAUUUGUGACGGAGCUUAGAGGUACAACCGAAAUAUACGAAGGGCAAACAGCUCAUUUUGAGUGCCAAAUUGAACCGUUACAUGAUGCCAACUUAAGAAUUGAAUUUUUCCAUAACGGAAAACCUUUACCAUCAGCAUCUAGAUUCCACGUGACUUUUGACUUUGGUUACGUAGCUCUUGUAAUUUCCCAUGCUGUGCCAGAAGAUGCUGGACAAUAUUCUGUACGAGCUAUAAAUGCUCUUGGUCAAUGUGUUUCUUCGACAGAACUGAAAGUUAUUCAAAAAGAUAACAUCAUCCUAGACUCUCAACGUCCCGAAGGUUUGGAUAAAAUACGUGAGCUGGAAUCGCAACAACCAUGGAAAAGACCAGAGAUUCCUGAACCACAAACGAAACAAAGACCAGUUUUCACUCAACCAUUACAAAACAUUGAUAAUAUUCCGGAAGGUCAAAUAGCUCAUUUUGAAUGUCGAUUAAUACCAGUUGGAGAUGCAUCACUGAAAAUCGAAUGGUUCAGAAAUGAAAAACCUAUUGAAACAAGUUCACGAAUCACAAAAACUCAUGAUUUCGGAUACGUAUCUCUUAAUAUUUCUCACGUUCGUGAGGAAGAUGAAGGCGUAUACAUGUGUCGUGCUGUUAAUGCUCUUGGUGAAGCUGUAACUACUGCAUCGAUGAAAAUGUUGUCAAAAGCAAGUAUUCAGUUAGAUACGCAACAUCCUGAAGCACAACAAAAAAUUGCUCGUUUAGAAGCUGAUAGAAUACCAAUGCGUCCAGAAGAACCUGAAAAAGUUUUUGACAAACCAAUCUUUACUCAAUUGUUGACUGGACCAGCAGAAUUAUGGGAAGGACAAGUGGCUCAUUACGAAUGUCGAGUAGUUCCUGUUGGUGAUAUCAAUUUAAGAUUUGAGUGGUACGUUAAUGGCGUCGAAUUAAAAAUGGGUUCUCGUUAUCAUGUGAGCCAUGACUUUGGUUUUGUUACGCUAGAUAUAAUGAAAGUUAUUCCUGAAGAUUCUGGUAUAAUUACUGUAAAGGCUAUAAAUAAAUCCGGCGAAGCUGUAUCAUCUAUCUCUCUUAAAGUAAAAGCUCGGUCAGCUAUAUCUAGUGAUGCUAUUCAACCUGAAGCAUGGCAAAAGAUACAACUUAAAGAGGCAGAAAUGAAUAAAGUUCCAGAAAUGUUUAUAGACACGACACCGCAACAGGCACCUGUUUUUACAACACAUCUUAAGAGUUACGAUAAUUUAGUAGAAGGACAACAUGUUUACUUAGAAGCCCAAGUAGAACCUCGAGCCGAUCCAAACCUUCGUGUUGAAUGGUUCAAAAAUGGUGUUACUCUUCAAAUGGGAACACGCUUGAAAAGUACUUUCGAUUUUGGUUUAGUUUCCUUAUCAAUUAACGGCUCACGUUCAGAUGACUCUGCAAUUUAUACCUGCAAGGCUACCAAUUUACUCGGAGAAGCUGUAUCGACAAGUAGCUUAAAAGUGGUAGAUAAGCAUUGGCUCUUGGGAGAUACAUUACAUCCUGAUGCUCUCUCGAAAAUAAGUGCUCUUGAGCAACCAUCAAUGGAUACGCAAGAAAAACCGGAGCCAACUUACGAAGAACCCGUAUUUAUUAGUCAUCUUAAUAAUAUAGAGUGCACUGAAGGUGAUAACGUUCACUUUGAAUGUAGUGUACAACCAUCGAAAGAUCCAACUAUGAAAAUCGAAUGGUUCCUCAAUGGACAACCGUUACCAUUUGGUGCUCGAUUUACAUCAACUUAUGAUUUUGGAUAUGUAGCGUUAGACUUAUCGCAUGCUUAUGAAGAAGACUCAGGUAUAAUUACUGUAAAAGCAACCAAUUCGAAAGGUUCAGCUCAGACUUCUGGAACUCUAAAAUGUACUAGUAAACAAAAUAUUUAUCUACAAACUCAACAUCCACAAGGUGAGGCUGGAUUCGAAAAAGUAAAAGAAGUUGAUGAUGCUUAUGCAUCAAAAGCUAGAAAACCGGAAACUAGCCCAGAAAAAGAAUAUCCUCAGCCUGUUUGGACAGUUCCUUUCGUUACUGAGAUUAAACUAGGAGAGACUGAACCAUUACAUUUAGAAGGACAAGUUGAACCAAAAGAUGACCCCAACUUAAGAAUUGAGUGGUAUUUUAAUGGAAAAGUUUUACCCUAUGCUUCGAGAUUCAAAACUACGUGUGAUUUCGGAUUUAUUACUCUGGAUUUGACCGACGCUUAUGAUAGAGACUCUGGUAUCUAUACAGCAAAAGCUUACAAUAAGAAAGGCGAAGCCUUUACUUCAUCAACAAUAUACUGUUCAACAAAAGAGAAUGUAAUAGAACUUUCUCAGCAUCCCAAAGGAAAAGAGGGACUUGAGGCAAUUCAAGAUUUGGAAGAAUCAUUACUUAAAAAGCCAGGUGCACCAUUACAAGAUGAAGAAGGUCGAGCACCAGUUUUUACAUCACAAUCAGAAAAUAUUUCAAACUUGUCAGAAGGAGAGCUGGCUCAUUUUGAAGCUACGCUUGUUCCUACUGGGGAUCAAACAAUGGUUAUCGAAUGGUAUUUUAAUGAAAAACCAAUAGAAGCAAGUCAUCGCAUUCGUACGGUUUACGCAUUUGGAACAGUAGUUCUUGAAGUACAUGGUACAAAAAUAGAAGACACUGGAAGCUACAUUUGUAAAGCGUCAAAUCAAUGGGGAAAAGCUGAAGUUGUUUUAAUGUUGGAAUGCGUUGAUAAAUCUAUGGGACAAAAACCAAGAUUCACAACCCAAAUUCAAUCGUUAGAUAAUCUUAAAGAUUAUCAAUCAGCGCAUUUCGAAUGUACUCUUGUUCCAGUUGGGGAUGCAAAUAUGAAAGUGGAAUGGUAUCAUAACGGGCAACCUCUACGCCAUUCGUCACGAUAUAAAAUGGUGUCGGACUUUGGAUUUGUUGUCAUGGAUAUUGCUGGUGUUAUGUCACAUGAUAGUGGCGAAUAUGUUUGUAAAGCAAGUAAUAAAUUUGGUGAAGACUGCACAAAAGCUACGUUGAAAUGCUACGGUAAAAGUGGUGUAUACCUUGACACUUUACAGCCUGAUUCACUGGCAAAAAUAAAAGAAUUGGAAGCAUAUACGGGUGAUCAACAAGUCGCGACACUGCCACCAGUAACUGAACCACCUAAAUUUAUUACUCAGAUUACCGACAUUGCCAAGUUAGUUGAGGGACAAUCUGCUCACUUCGAGGCACGAUUAACACCGAUCACAGAUUCAGAUUUGAAGGUAGAAUGGUAUUGCAAUGGAAAAAAAUUACCCCAUGGCCAUCGAUACCGUACAUUCCAUGACUUUGGAAUUGUUAUUCUUGAUAUACUUUACUGCUAUGAAGAAAACUCAGGAGAAUAUGAAUGUCGUGCAAUCAAUAAAUAUGGUCAAGAUUCUACAAAAGCAACUUUAAGAUGCAUAUCAAAAUCCAAUUUGAUUCUUGAAUCACAGUUACCAAAAGGUAUGGAAGGAGGUCUUGAAAAAAUUCAAACAUUAGAAGAUUCAUUAAUCAAGACUAGGGAUGAAACGGUAACAGAAGCCAAAGGAAAAGCACCUGUAUUCACAGUUCCACUAAGCAACUUAGAUGAUCUUCGUGAAGGAGAAAGUGCACAUUUUGAAGCUCGAUUCACACCAACAAAUGACUCAAAACUAAAGGUCGAAUGGUUCUGGAAUGGAAAAUCAUUGAGAACUGGAACUCGAUUCCGUACUUUCUGUGAUUUUGGUUUCGUGAUUCUUGAAAUAUCACCUAUAUAUCCCGAAGAUUCUGGAGAAUACAGUUGUCGAGCCACGAAUGAUUAUGGUGAAGCAGUAACAACAUGCACAAUGAAGUGCACUGGUAAACGCAGCAUAAUUUUAGAAUCUCAAUUACCUAAAGGAAUGGAAGGUACCAUAAACAAAAUUGCUGAGCUCGAAGGACUUGGUGUAGAAUCCGGUCAGCCCGUUCCUGAUGAUGACACAGGAAAACCACCAGAAUUCAUAACAACUCCAUCAGAUUUAACUCUUUCUGAAAAUUCUUUGGCCCAUUUUGAAUGCAGGCUACAACCUGUAAAUGACUCUAGCAUGAGAGUAGAAUGGUUCCAUAAUGGUAAACCACUUUUAGCUGGAUCUCGAGUUAAAACGAUUCAUGAUUUUGGUUUUGUUAUACUUGAGGUAGCUAAUUGUUAUCAGCGAGAUUCAGGGCUUUACACGUGUAAGGCUAUCAACAGACAUGGAGAAGCAACCGUGUCAUGUAAACUUCAAGUACGAGGUAGACAAGGAAUUAUUCUUGAACCUCAGCUUCCUAGUAAUUUCAAAACGGGUACAGAAAGUAUCCAGAAGCUUGAAGAAUCGCUUUAUAAGAGAGAGGAAAUUCUUGCUGAAGAAGAAAAACCAAAUCCACCUAGAUUUACAGUUGAAUUGAAAAAUAUAGAAGUUAAUGAAGGUGAAUCUAGUCAUUUUGAUUGUCGAGUCGAACCCGUAGGAGAUUCAACAAUGAGAAUAGAUUGGUUCCAUAACGGAAGACCAUUUGCAACUGGAUCUAGAGUACAUCAAAUUAAUGAUUUUGGUUUUAUUUCAUUGGAUUUGUCGUAUACGUACGCAAGAGAUAGCGGUGAGUACGUAUGCAAAGCUACAAACAAAUGGGGCACAGCAAUGACCAAAGCAACUAUCACAUGUAAAUCUAAAAAAUCAAUUGAUUUUGAUUCACAACUUCCAUCUGGAAUGAGCGGUGAAAAACUAAAGGAACUCGAACGUGGACCAGUAUCGGAAGCUCCACCACAGGAAGCUCCUUCACGACAACCACCAAAGUUCAUCACACAAAUUAAAUCAGUUACAGUAGAAGAGAAUGAAACUGUAAGAUUUGAAUGUCAAGUUGGACCAAAAGAUGAUUCGAAUUUACGUAUAGAAUGGUACAGAAAUGGUAAACUUAUACCUGCUGGACAUCGCUAUCGAACAGUUUACGAUAUGGGAUUUGUUUCGAUGGAUAUAUUGUACGUGUAUCCAGAAGACUCUGGAGAAUACAUUUGUAAAGCAAUAAACAAUUAUGGAGAAGACACAACACGUGCUUCAGUAUCUUGUAAAAAAUUACCAAGUAUUAUUUUACAAAACCAAGUACCUAAGGGUAUGAAAAAAUCCGAGGCACUCAUGCAAAUGGAAGCCACAAUAAAAAAAUACACUUCAGAAGUACAUCUAACGGAAGACGAUUUAUACGAUGCAGAUAAAAAACAACCACCAAGAUUUGUCACUCAGAUUAAAGAUCAAGUUGAUCUUGUUGAAAUGAAUAGUACAAAAUUCGAAUGCCAGUUAGCACCAGUUGGUGAUCCAAAUAUGAAAGUUGAAUGGUUUUUGAACGGGAAACCGUUACCUCAUAAAAACAGAUUUACCCCUAUUUAUGAUUUUGGUUAUGUGGCUAUGAACUUUGGGUGGGUAUACCCUGAAGAUAGUGGGGAAUAUUUAUGCAGAGCUACAAAUCUUUAUGGUAUGGAUGAAACAAAAGCCGUAAUACGAACAACUGGAAAACCAGGAAUAAUAUACGAAUCCCAAUUGCCUAAGGGUAUGAAGAGUAUUGAAAAGAUUCGAGAGAUGGAAGCUGCGUGGCAAGUAGUUCCUGAAGAAGAAACCGAGGUUGAAAAAGUUCGAGCACCCCCUACGUUUGUCAGCAAACCCGAACCAGUCACUGUCGAAGAAGGAGAUUAUUCCAGAUUUUGCUGCAGAGUCACAGGUUACCCAAGACCUCGAGUAAUGUGGCUCAUAAACGGUCAUACUGUCGUGAGUGGUUCUCGUUAUAAACUUACUUACGACGGCAUGUAUCAUAUGGAUAUACCUAAGACAAGGCAAUACGAUAAUGGCAAAAUUGAGGUAGUUGCAAGAAGUUCUGUUGGUGAAGCUCGGACAGAAACAACCCUAACUGUGACACCUCGUAGUGGUGAUUAUCGCGGAGUUUUGAAAUCAUCACCUCGACCUUGGUACGAUUCUGAUUUUACUCAGCAACGAACAGAAAAAGAAGAAACGGAAGUAGAAAGAGUUUUCGACGAACGAAGGCAAAAUAUCAGUCAAAAUACUUUGAUCGCUACAGAGCUUCUUGGACAAAAGAUUCAUAAAGAACCAGAAACGGAAUGGCAAAAAUCAGUUAAAUCAAAGAAAAAGGAAGAUUAUUAUCAUAAAAUAACAAGUCUAGAAGAAGAUCAGUUACUCAAAGAGUCGAGACUUAGAGAAGCAUCUCAUCAGUUUGCUAUACCAGGGGAUAAAAUUGUCAAUAAUUCGGUUGCCAAGGGAAUGGCUCAAAAAUAUCAAGAAACUUUGGAAAUACAAACUCAAAAAUCAGCUGAAACGCCCACGAAAAAUGUUAAAAAAUUUACGACCGAGGUAGACAUUGAUUCUCAACAAGUCGGAAAAUAUCCUCCAGAUCCUUCCGAGUCAACUAUCCAUGGUCGGGAGGUUCACGUUUCUAAACAAAAACAAACUCAAAAAGAAGUGAGGGAUGAUGUAGAAAUAACUAGGAAAAUAACAGCAACUGAAACAACAGAGGUAGAACAUAAAGCUAAAACACAAGAGCGCAUAGUUCAAGGACAAGUGAAACCGUCAGUUCCACCUGUAUUUACUAAAAAAAUUCAACCAUGCCGAUCGUUUGAACAAGAACAAGCUAAAUUUGAAGUUGAAUUUGAUGGUGAUCCAUUACCAACUAUCAAGUGGUAUCGUGAGGACUUUCCAAUAACAAAUUCUACUGAUCUACAAAUUCAUACCUUCAGCACAAAAUCUAUAUUAGUCAUACGUCAAGUGUUUAUGGAAGAUUCAGGCGUCUUUUCAGUGAUUGCUGAAAACAGAGGUGGAAAAGCUAAAUGUAGUGCUAAUCUUGUUGUUGAAGAAAGACGUAGACAACCAGGAAGAGGAGGAGUUGUACCGCCUAGUUUCAUUACAACUGCUCAAAAUGCAUCUGUAAACAGUGGCCAACUAGCUCGAUUUGAUACUAAAGUCACUGGCACUAAGCCCAUUGACGUAUAUUGGUUGAAGGGUGGAAAAAAAAUUAGUCCAGACAUUCGUUACAAGACUUUAGAAGAAGAUAAUACUUAUACUCUUCUCAUAUUAGAAAGUGUUUCAGAAGAUACAGGAAGGUACGAAUGUGUAGCUAUAAACAGCGCAGGGGAAGCUCGUUGUGAAGCUGAAUUGAAUGUUCGUCAGCCACAAUCAUCAGCUAAAGCUACAAAACAGUUACCAACUGAUGCCGAGAAAGCACCAAUGAUUUUACAACCUAUAAAAGAUCAAACUAUAAAAGAGGGAACAUCGGUUGCAUUUUCUUGUAGAAUUGUUGGAAAGCCAAUUCCAACUAUUCAAUGGAAAAAAGGAGAUAAGAUCAUAAAACCUUCAAAGUAUUUCCAAAUGCUAAAAGAAGCAGAUCUUUGUACUCUGAGAAUUUCUGAAGCGUUCCCAGAAGAUGAAGGUGUUUAUAAAUGUGUGGCUAAAAAUGCAGCUGGUGAAGUAACAACAACUGCCAAUUUAAAAGUACUUGCUCCUGAUGCAGCUGAUAUACUACCAAAGUUGACUCCACUUAAAGACCAAAUUGUUUUGGAGGGUCAACCUGCGCAAUUCAAAACACAAGUUACGCCUACAAAGCCUAAACCGACAAUCCAAUGGUACCGCGAAAGUGCUCUUAUCCCUGAAUCACCAGAUUUCCAGAUGAUUCAUGAAGGAAAUAAUGCUGUACUUUUAAUUGCAACCACCUAUGAAGAAGACACUGGUACAUUUACAUGUCGUGCAACAACAACAGCAGGAACAGUUGAAUCAUCCGCAAAACUCAUCGUUAAAAGUAAGAAUUAAUUUAAAUUUUAAACUGUUAUAAAUCAUGAUGUUGACUGUUAUCCCUUUGAUAAAGCGACGAAGAAUUUUCAAUUUUAAUUUUCUGAUCCAAAGGGAUAAAUGAUAAUUCAAAAUUUUAUCGUCGCACUGCCAAUGAUAUUUCUGCUUUCUUAACAAAAUUACCGUUUUUACAAUUUUUGACAUCUAUGAGCCGGGUAGUUUCUUACUAACAAAAAUAAUCUUGAAAAAAAAGUGUAAUAAGGCGUAGGUGGUGCUAAAAAAUACAUUGAAUAACAUAAAAUAAGCCAUACCAAGCAAAAUAGUUUAUUUGCUGACAACAUUUGUUUAUAUAUCAUGUAUUUUUAUAAAUGAUGAUCAGAUAAAAUUUUUCAAGGUUAACAGUAGACACUGAAAAUUUAAUAUACAUAUUUAUAUAGUUGUUAAGAAACAUUGUUAUUUUUUGUCGAAUUCGCAUACAAAAGAUGUUUUUGUUCAUUCUAUGUAUACGCCGAAAAGAAUUUAUAUAAAUAUUUAUAAUUUCUAACAUCUAAUAAAUUAUUUAUUGUAUUAUAAAAAGUUAAUAAAA
This is a messenger RNA of Copidosoma floridanum, 15494 nucleotides long. RefSeq names its product titin. Lineage: Eukaryota; Metazoa; Arthropoda; Insecta; Hymenoptera; Encyrtidae. The record is from RefSeq and is a predicted model, not a curated record.